Messenger RNA from Strongylocentrotus purpuratus (purple sea urchin), 9612 nucleotides. RefSeq names its product neurogenic locus notch homolog protein 2. Lineage: Eukaryota; Metazoa; Echinodermata; Echinoidea; Camarodonta; Strongylocentrotidae. Gene Ontology annotation, molecular function: calcium ion binding. The record is from RefSeq and is a predicted model, not a curated record. Gene Ontology annotation, biological process: Notch signaling pathway; axon guidance. Gene Ontology annotation, cellular component: plasma membrane; cell surface; signaling receptor complex. The transcript is spliced from 49 exons. Bases 405 to 6524 code for a protein of 2039 amino acids.
UAUUAUUGCAGACUAAACCGAAACGUGCAGUACAUCGCUACAACACACUGACAAGCUACGAACUAAACUUUCAAAUAGCGUCUUACAUAAUGGUGGAUAACUGCAAGAUAUAUCAUACGUUGUGUGCGUAACAGUGUAACGUUUGUUAAUACUUCAACCAGAAAGAGGUUAAACUUAACUUUCUCCACUGUUCUCAUCGACGACGGCAAUGAUUACGACAUAGCCGCCAUCUACAAUCACCGAUUUGGGUGAAAGUGAAAGUGCUCGUCGAUGAAACCGGUGGUGUAAUCAAGGAGAUUCACGUAGCGGAAUAGAGAUCGCUUUUCCUGAGGGUUUUGAGACAUUGACGCCGGUUCGGAUGGUUUUGAAAACAUUCCUAUAUCAAGAAUAGCAGAACAGUUACAAUGGAGAGUAGUUGGAACAAUUUAUCUUUACGAGUGUUGCUUUGGAUGGUGUCAUGUGGAAUAGUAUUCGGACAAGGGUGUAGCCCGAAUCCUUGCUUGAAUGGAGCCCUCUGCGUUGAGAAUGACGACGGAUCAGCAUUCUGCCAGUGUACAUACGGGCCUAACGAUGUGUUCCAUGGUGAAUUUUGCCAGGAAAGAUUAGGGAAUGGCGAUGGAUGCUCACAGCACUUUUAUACGAAAUCAGGAACAUUGACAUCCCCAAAUUAUCCGGGUUUGUACUUGUCCAGCACGGAAUGCAAUCAUCUCAUUGGUUAUCCUGGAGGGAAGAAGGUUCGAAUCGCUUUCAACGGGCACUUGGACAUCGAGGCAAACAAGGAUGAGCUCCUGAUCGCACCAGGGCCUUUGAUUAACAUCGACAUCGACCCUUCUUUAAGUGUUCUAUUCAGCAAUGACCGGAUCGACUCGCCGCCCGAUCUCAAUUUCACCUCCGACAUCAUCUGGGUGAACUUCUUCACAGAUAGGAAUAUUGAGAGGAGUGGCUUUAGUUUUUCCUGGCUCUUUGACGGGGAUGAGUGUAUUGGUGACCCAUGCAACCCGGGGCAAGCCUGCAUCGAUUUGGAAUUUAGCUUUACCUGCGUUGAUAUCAACGAAUGUGCGAGCGAUCCUUGUUUGAAUGGUGGUACAUGUGUGAAUGGUGAUAACUCCUUCAGUUGCCUCUGUCCCAUAGGAUUUAGGGGUGUCAGAUGCGAAGAAAUCAUUGACCCGUGCCUUACUUUGCCCUGCUCCAACGGUGGAAUAUGUCAGUCAACCCGCCUUGACUUUACUUGUACAUGCAUCAAUGGAUGGACAGGACCGACGUGUGAAGAAGACUUGAAUGAAUGCCUGAGCGCCCCGUGUCAAAAUGGUGGCACUUGUAACAAUGGUCGUAACAUGUACACGUGCACAUGCGCACCAGGAUGGACAGGGACCGACUGUGAUACCGAAACUCUCGAAUGUUCUUCUGGCCCAUGCCUGAAUGGUGCUCAGUGUUUCGAGGGUACCAACGCGUAUGCCUGUUUUUGUGUUCCUGGGUUUACAGGCGUAAACUGUGAGAUGAAUAUCGAUGAAUGUGCAAGCACGCCAUGUAUGAAUGGUGGUGGAUGUAUUGAUGAUGUCAACCGGUAUAUUUGCUCCUGUCUGCCCGGCUACCAAGGCGUUCACUGCGAAGAGAAUAUUGACGAGUGUUCUAGUAAUCCUUGUCUCAAUAGUGGUACAUGUACUGAUAGCAUCAACAAUUUUGUCUGCACAUGCCCACCCGGGUAUACAGAUUCUAUCUGCAGUACUGAAAUCAACGAGUGUGCAUCAGACCCGUGUGUCAAUGGACUCUGUUUAGAUGAAGUCAAUAGUUACUCAUGUGUGUGUACCCCAGGAUGGACUGGCAUCAACUGUGACAUUGAUAUCAACGAAUGUUUGCUAAAUGGUGGCGCCAAUCCAUGUCAAAAUGGAGGAACUUGUAUCAAUGGUCAGAAUACGUACACGUGUAUGUGUCGACCAGGAUACACAGGAGUGAACUGUGAAGUCGAUAUCAACGAGUGUGCCUCCAAUCCUUGUUUCAACCUCGGAACCUGUAUCGAUGGGGUCAACUUCUACACGUGUAACUGUCAGCCCGGAUUCGAAGGAACAAACUGCGGAACGGAUAUCAACGAAUGCGCUUCAAACCCCUGCUUCAAUGGAGGCAUCUGCACAGAUGAAGUGAAUAGUUUCAGAUGUACGUGCCCCGUCGGGUAUCAAGGAGAUAGGUGCGAAAGUGAUACACCUGACUGCCAGCCAAAUACGUGCUUAAAUAAUGGAGUGUGUCAGGAUCUCACCAAUGCAUUCCAGUGCAUCUGCCUGCCUGGUUGGACUGGAACAAGAUGCGAGAUAUCGGUCGAUGAGUGCGCGUCGAGUCCUUGCCAACAUGGUGGAUCUUGCCUGGACCAACACCUAGGUUAUCUCUGUGCCUGUAGCGCGGGAUACAUCGGCACUAACUGCGAACAAGAAAUCAAUGAAUGUCAGAGUGAUCCUUGUCUAAAUGGUGGCGCAUGCGUAGAUGGUAUCAACAUGUUUACAUGUAACUGUAUGCCAGGAUGGGCUGGAGACAUUUGUGAAGUCGAUCUCGACGAAUGUGCGAGCUCACCGUGUCAGAAUGGAGGAAUAUGUAUCGACAGGCCUAACUUUGCUUUCGAUUGUUUCUGCCAACCUGGGUGGGCCGGCACCUUCUGCGAACUUGAUGAGAACGAGUGUCAAUCGAUGCCAUGCUUGCAUAAUGGUACAUGUAUUAACGGUGCUAACAUGUACGCCUGUAUAUGUGCUCCUGGAUACACUGGGACUAAUUGUGCAGAGGACAUUAACGAAUGUACCAAUCAGUUAUGCAGUGGGCGUGGUCGUUGUAACAACCUGGUAGAUGACUUCUCAUGUACAUGCGAAGCUGGAUAUGAAGGAAGGGAGUGCGAAAACGAGGUGGACAAAUGCGCACCCAACCCCUGCCAAAACUCUGGAAUCUGCAACAAUUUCCUCACGUACUACACAUGUACGUGUGUAGUGGGUUGGGAAGGAGAAAACUGUGAUAUUAACACCAAUGACUGUCUGGGAAGCCCGUGUAACAAUGGAGGAACCUGUUUCGAUCAGGUCAAUGGAUUCACAUGUACAUGUACAGAUGGAUGGACGGGGCAACGAUGCGAUGUCAGUAUCAACGAAUGUGCAUCGUUCCCUUGUCAGAAUAAUGGAUUCUGUGUUGAUGGAGUUAAUCGAUAUGAAUGCAUAUGUCCCUCUGGUUUCACCGGUGUCAACUGCGAACAAUUGAUUGAUCAAUGCUCACCGCAGCCGUGUGUUAACAGCGGGAACUGUAUCAACAGAUCAACAUACUUCAACUGUGACUGUGCCCCUGGUUAUACGGAGUUUGACUGCAGUGUAGAGAUCGACGAGUGCAAAGAUACCCCGUGUCGGAAUGGUGGGAACUGCAUUGAUCUCGUGGCCAACUUCACCUGCAUCUGUACACCGGGAUACACUGGAAAGACAUGUAGUGGAGAUAUCAACGAGUGCCUUAGCAACCCUUGUCAGAACAACGCACGAUGUUUCGACCAAGUCAACGGUUACCAAUGUCAGUGCCUCCCAGGUUUCAUUGGAGACCAUUGUCAGACUGAAAUCGACGAGUGUGCCAGCGAUCCGUGCCUCAAUGGCGGAACAUGCAAGGACGAGGUCAACGGGUUUGAAUGCACAUGUACUGUUGACUGGACCGGACCACUCUGUGAGACAAGUUUGAGCGAAUGUGCUAGUGACCCGUGUGAGAAUGGAGGCACAUGCAUUGAGGGAGACAAUGCCUUCUCCUGCAUCUGUGGACCUGGAUGGGAGGGAGCAACGUGUGAAAUCGAUUUCAACGAGUGUCACAGUUCUCCAUGCCAGAACGGUGCAACAUGCAUCAACGGACAAAAUGAAUACACCUGCGACUGUACCGCGAUCUGGACUGGUCUCAGAUGUGAAAUGUCGGUCAAUGAAUGUGAAAGUGAUCCUUGUCAGAAUGGUGGAACAUGUCAAGACGUUAUAGGAGGAUACACCUGCUUCUGUGCAUCUGGAUGGACUGGAUCUCAAUGUCAAAUCGAUGUGGACGAGUGUGUCAGCAACCCCUGUAUGAAUGGAGCUACUUGUGACGAUCAAGUCAACAUGUAUCGGUGCAUUUGUACACCGGGGUUCAUGGGCACUCUCUGUCAAAUCAAUAUUGACGAAUGUGCUAGCAGUCCCUGUGUGAAUGGAGAAUGCGUGGAUGGUAUAGACGGAUACACCUGUUUCUGCAGACCCGGAUGGACUGGUGUACUCUGUGAUGAAGAUAUUGAUGAAUGUUUCAGUCAGCCCUGUGUGAAUGGAGGGACAUGUGACAAUCUUGAGAACAGAUACCAAUGCAGAUGUCUUCCAGGAUUCUCUGGACAGAACUGUCAAAACGAGGGUGAUGACUGUUCUGGGGUUCCUUGUCUGAACGGAGGUUUGUGUUUUGAUGGUGAUAACACCUUCACAUGCCAGUGUGUGUUGGGAUUCACAGGGACGCGAUGUGAAACAAAUAUCAAUGACUGUGAAACAAAUCCUUGUCAGAACGGUGGAAUUUGUGUGGAUCAAGUCAAUGCUUUCGUAUGCAUAUGUAUAUCAGGAUGGACAGGAACUAUCUGCGAUAGUAAUAUUGAUGAAUGUGCCAGCAGUCCAUGUCUGAAUGGACAGUGCGUUGACAUGGUAAAUGCGUAUACAUGUGUGUGCUACCCAGGCUUCAGAGGCGUUAUAUGCGAUGAGAAUGUGGAUGAGUGUGCGAGUAGUCCCUGUCUGAAUGGAGGAUCCUGUAUCGAUGAAGUUAAUGGUUUUAUCUGCCAGUGUCCUAUCGAAUGGGGUGGCGACAGAUGUGAACUGAAGGGAGAUUGCAACCGGAACUACACCAUCCCAUCUGACGGGGACCUGACCCUGAGCUCCCCCGGCUACCCUGCAAACUACGAGAACAACCAGUACUGCCUCUGGUUAAUCCAAACACCACCCGGCACUCACAUCCGUGUCUCCUUCAUGGCCAUGACCACCGAACUCAACUACGAUGCCGUGUCCAUCGGCAACGGCGAGGACAUCACUGACCUCGGUUCCCGUGUCAUCUACGCGUCCGGUUUGGAUGUUCCACCAUCUUUCUUGACGACUGAUAAUCUGGUUUGGACCCUAUUCACCUCGGACGGGAGCAAGACGGAGAGCGGGUUCAGAGUGUCGUAUGUCACCGUAAACAAUGCAGAUCUGAUCGACGAAUGUACAAGUAGCCCAUGUCUAAAUGGAGGUUCGUGUGUUAAUGGCCAGAACCGAUUCGACUGCAUUUGUGAUCGUUACUACACUGGAACUCUGUGUGGAACCUACAUCGAUGUGAAUGCAUGUGCAAGCGAUCCCUGUCCAGAAGGAACCCAGUGUUACAGUGAUGUUGAUGGCUACUCCUGUCUAUGCCCCCGUGAUUUCGAAGAUGAUGCUUGCCUCAUUGCACCUAUGACUGAACAGGGACCAUGUGAUGAGGAUCCCUGUGCUAAUGGUGCAACGUGCAUGGUGAAUGGUGACGGGUUUCAAUGCAUAUGCAUCACUGGAUGGACUGGGGAACGCUGUAAUAUGGAUAUCAACGAAUGUAGCAGUCAGCCAUGUGCGAACGGUGGAACCUGCAUCAAUGGGUUAGGCAUGUUUACUUGCCUGUGCUGUGAUAUAUUCAGAGGUGACCGCUGUGAAAUAAGUGUGGGUGACACUAUCUGCGACCCCAACCCAUGUCAGAACGGCGCCCUCUGUGUUCCACCUCAGGCUAAUGACAUACAGUAUACAUGUGUGUGUCCCGAUGGUUACAUUGGAGCAGACUGUGAAUUAGAAAUCGACGAAUGUGCUAGCAGCCCUUGUCUGAACGGCUAUGACUGCAUAGAUGAGGUGAAUGGCUAUGAAUGUAACUGUGAUACAAUUGCCAUGGGAUCCAACUGCCGGGGGACUCGCCAGGGUUGCCGUAGUUUCCCAUGCCAGAAUGGUGGUACCUGUAUUGAACCAUCCCGGGGAACCUUCAUCUGUAAUUGCCCCGAGGGCUGGAUUGGCGCCGAAUGCAAAACAGCUGAUCCUACAGCUAUAGUAUGUACUGAUACUACAAUCUGUCAGAAUGAUGGUAUAUGUAUCAAACAGAACGGCAUCGCGGAAUGUGUCUGUCCCAAAGGAUUCUCGGGGUCUAUAUGCUCUAUAUCUGAUACCGUAUGCCAAGGUCACCAAUGCAUGAACAAUGGAACGUGUGUUGCCAUUUCAAGCGAGGCUUAUGAAUGUCAAUGUGACCCGACUUCAUAUGAAGGACUCUACUGUGAGAAAGAAAUCGACCACUGUCGUUCCAACCCUUGCCAGAAUGGAGGAACAUGUAUGAAUCUACGAUCAAUCUUUGUGUGUGCGUGUCCAUCAGAUACGAUUGAUCUUUACUGCGAAACAAAAAUCGUUGCGCCGUCAGCAUUACCUCAGACAAGCCUGGAGCAAAACUGGAUAAUUAUCAUUGCUAUCCUAGGAUCAUUAGCAUUUAUUCUCAUCGUCGUACUCUUAAUAGCAGCCUGCCAUUUCUGUGGGCGGCGAGAGAAGAAACCAGAAUAGAUAAUUUAACAUUAAUAUUAAUACAUUGAUAUAUUGGAAUGUACCAAUGCUAUGUUGCUACAAUGCUACAAAAAUAAUAUCACCACCAUCAAAUGAAGCAGAUGAAUGGGAAGGGUUCAUAUUAUUAACAUCAUUAUAGUGAUUAAAUCACUAGUUUGAAGAGAUGUGAGUUGGUCUAGUGGUCUGCUCUCGAGUCUUCACAUAACGUGCAUAAACGACAUGGGUAGGUGCUAAUCCAAUAUGAUAAUUUUUGGAUAGAGACGCCAUAGGUUGCUCCCAUUUGGAAUUGUCAGAUCUGAUUGAUCAAGACUGGAGAAGAAAACAAAGUUUAUCCCACACACGCACUGAUUGUCCGGUUUUAUUUUUCAAUUUUAAAAAUUACGUAAUGUGGAAAAUUCCAUAAUCGUUGACGUAAUUGCGAAUCAAUGAGCUUCCAUUUAAUGUGUUUCUACCACUGUGCAAGUAGUUUGAAGUUUAAAGGUUUUUUUUCCUACAAUGUUUUGAUCUGCAAACUGAUUAUCAACAUGUAUAAAUAUUUUUUUUUGUCUGUCGAUAGCAAUCAGUUAUUUAGUUAUAUAUCUCAUAUAUUAAUGUUUGCCUUUUUCUUUUACGAUUUUGAUAUUGCAACUGAAUACAAUGAUUUUGUGUUUUUUUAUGUUAAGGCUAUAUUGAAAUAUUUUCACAUAAGAUAUCGUCUGCUUCAGUUCAAAGAUCUAUUUGUAUGCAUGUGAUGCUUUUUUAAACGUAGAAGGUAGAUAUACUUAAUAUAAUCUCAUCAUAUUGCAAGAGUCAUUGUGAAAAGUGGAAUGAGAUUUUAGGUCGACUGAUCCCAGAAGUUAUCUUCCCGGACAUGUGCAGCCUUGGCAAAUACAUCGUACAAUUAAAUCAUAGGGCAAUCACCAAUCACAGUGAUAAUGUUUUGUUUAAAGAAAUAUCGUACCAGAAGGGUGAUAGUUCCGGAAAGAUAAGUGUCUUGUAGUAACUGCAAUCGUCCGGGGUAUUCGUGUAGUAAUCGUCUCUCCGUGGGGGUAUCGUCUAGUUUAUAUUUUAAAGGAUGUUUAUGACUAAAGACAAUAUGUCUAUGAGGUAUUGUCAUAAAAGGACAACCAUUGUCCUGGUAUUAGUCGUCUAUAUAAUGAUUCUCUCUCUCGACGAUUGUGUCAAAUUUGUUGUUGUCCGGAAAUUUUACUACCCAAGUUAGGCAAUUGCCAGGGUGGGACAAUCACCCAGAUGUUAGCUGUCCGGCUAGGAAUUGUCAUAGCUGACUAAUGCAUACAUAUAUAUUCUCCAGGACACUCAUGCCGAUAAUGUGUAAGGGUCACUACGAAAUGGAAUGUUAUGAGUUAAUUGAAUGCUUCCAUGAGAGGUCAGGAACUAUUACAUCAAGAUUAAGAAGUGUGAUGGGGCCCAGAGUCCUAGACAUUAUUCAGGAAUCGGACAGCACAUUUUGAACAGUUACGACAGAGCUAUAAUUAUGUCAUUUUUUUUUCUCUCAGGACAUGUGUAAUUUUCAAUAUCUAUAACGUAACCCGGUUUUUUUUCGUAUCUCUGUUCCAUGUAUUAUUUUGUGUUUUGCAUAUUUCAUUUGUUUGACCACCACACAUUAUCACGAUAUUGAAGAGUUCACAAAUUACACAAAAACACAAAAUCACACGGAGGUUUGGUUAAUAACAAAAUUUGCACGAUAGCCGUAUUCGGAACUCGGGUUGAAUAUGAAAGGAGGGUUAGAUCUGUAGAUCAUGUAUCUAACACCUUUGUUAGAUUUAAUGUCUGCAUCUUUAAUCUACACGAGAGAUUUGAAACAAUUUUGAAAUGUUAAGAUUAUUUGACAAAUGUAACUAACAAAUUAAAGAAAUAGUACUGGACGUUUGAUUUUGAAGUAUAUUCAUAGAAUACUUUCUGAAAUAUCCUAAGUCGUAGAUAAAUGAUUGAAAUUGCUAUCAGUUUAAAUGAAUUAAGACAAUUUUUCAAUGGUUUCCAUUUGUAUGGAAAUAAAAAAUGUUCAUCGGUAAUUUGGAUGAUUUUAUCUUAUUUAUUUAUUCAUGUUGAUUUCUACUUAUCUUCUAAUUGUAUUCAUUUAUUAAAAUUAUAUCCGCUUUUACUCUCCUUUUCUUACUUUGUCAAUUUUAACCCGAGUUCAAAGUAAUGGCCCACAAGAACGGUAUUUAUUCACGUGCCAAUAUUUUUUUAUUGACGUUAUUGAUUUGGUUUGUCUCUCACCGUCACAUCACACUUAUUGUUUUAUAAAGAUGCAGUUCCCACGGUGCUAUAGGAGGUUCAACUCACCCACACCUACACAUCCACAAACGCAUUUGUAUGAAUGUCUUGUAUUGCUGUCUUGUAGCUCAUGAAAUCAUCAUGACAUAGGCAUUAACAUUAUUUAUAUGUAUAUUUGAAAUAAUUUACCCCCAAAGUGCCGUAUUCUUCAAAUUCAGUGAAAACCAUCAUGAGGGAUAAAAGCAUGUUGAAGAGAAUGGAAAGUAAACAUGCACUAUACUAGACCUUGUUUAAAUUGACUAUAAUACGGACCAUGGUAUUUAGAAUACUCUCUAGUUAUCAUGUGUUCGUUGUGAGUUUAUUUAUGCAAGUGUCGUGGUAAUAUUUCUGAAAAGUUCCUUUGUCGAAAUCAAAUGAAAUAAAUGAAAAUUAGCGGAAACCAUAACUAUUUAUAUUAGCUAUUUUACGUGAGUAAUCAUGCAAUUAUUUUUCAAAGAAAGGGGAAAUUUGUCCAAUGCACUUUUUGACACAGGUUCAAGAGUAAACGCUAAAUUACAAGAAUGGCAAUGGUACGUCCAAAUGAUUUUCUUCAUGUUUAUACUAGUAUUUUGUUACUCGGACUGGACUGUUUGAAUGCCUUCAAGAAUGAAAAUUUACUGUAUUAUCUUUUGAGGCGCCUUUGUUUUAAGAUGCAUAUGAUAUUAAUGUUCAAUACAGAGUUUACAGCUUAAGAUAUUAGUCAUGUGAUUUGCACCUUUUGAAACGUUGCUCCAUUGUCUUUCAAUUUCAUUACCUAACAAAGUAAUAAUCUCCUCACGUCUUUUGUAAUGUGUUAAGAAUAAACAUUUGUUUUUUUUCAACAACAAAAAAA